UUGAUCGCAACACCCACAUCUGCAUUUCAUCUUGAAAACCUUGGGACACAAACCAAGAUUUACAUUUGCGUGGAAAAAAAAGAGUGGAACAUGCAGAAAGUUGUAAGCAUGCAACAGAAGAUGCAACCUGUACAAAUGCAAAAGAAGGCAAAUCAAAGGCGGGAGACGAACAGAAGACAAACAUUGGACCGACUGUGUUCCGGGUCAGGCUUGCUGUUAUCUCUUUUGUGUUUCAUUGCGCUGAUUCACCAAGAACUUAAGAUACAAGAAAAUCAUCGGCUGAUAUCACACUCAGCAAAGUUCUGUGAUAAGAUGGAGAGAGAGAUCUUUCGACUGGUAAAGAUAAACUACAGAACCCAAAACGUAGACAAAGGAAACAAGCCAAAAUCAACCAAAGGUUUUCGCGAAAACGCUCCAAGAGUAAAACGAAACCUAGCUUCAGAAUAUCUGUUAAUGAAUGCAAAUUCCACAAACACUCUUGUUGGUUUAAUCAGACAAGAACUUAAUUUGCUUCAAAACCAAGUAUGUGCUAAGGAUCACACACUCUGCCGGGCGAGACCAAAAGGUAACAGGGGACGACGAGGCAGACCAGGGAGCCGAGGUAAACCAGGCCCCCCAGGGAGACCCGGGCUAAGCGGAUCCCCUGGUAAACAUGGUCCCAUUGGACUUCAAGGACCAAAAGGAACUAAGGGAGACAUCGGAAUACCAGGGGAGCAAGGUCCUAUGGGACUCAGAGGCCCGUCAGGUGUUAAAGGCGCCAAAGGCGAGCCGGGUCAGUCCCUCUCAGCUCCAUCUCUGCGAGAGCGUCCUGUUGGAACGACAGUCAACGAGAGUCAGACAGCCAUGCUGAAAUGCACAGCGGAUGGUAAUCCACAUCCAAAAGUAACGUGGUCUAAGCUUAAUUCGUCGCUUCCUACCAGACGUCACGUGGUAGAGUCCAGUGGCACGCUUAUGAUGACGGAUGUAAGGCCAGAGGAUGACGGAAUUUACAUUUGUAAUGCUAAAAGUUUGUUGGGUGGAGUAAAUGCAUCGGCGAAAUUAACUGUUCAAUUCGCUCCUCAGAUCAUGUUGUCAUCAAAUGCAUUAUUAGCCGAGGAAGGACAAAACGUGUCGGUCUCCUGCACUGCUUCUGGUCUGCCUCAACCAAAUGUCACUUGGUCAAAGGCUGUUAGAGGUUUGCCUUGGACUGGAAAAACAGCGAAAGGGAAUGGAACGCUGACAAUCUACGGUGUUACAAAGAAGGACAGGGGAACUUACAUCUGCAAAGUGGAGAAUAUAUUAGGAUCAGUAGAAGACACCGCCCAGCUCAUGGUAUUUCCUCGUUUACAGUUCAAAGUUCAUCCCCCCAAAGAACUGACUCCAAUGUUAGGUUCGACUGUUCAAUUGGCAUGUGCUGCCGAGAGUGAUCUAAAACCCACAGUCACCUGGACAAAGGAUGGAAAGUCUUCAUUACCGGUGCUGCUGAACGGAACACUCCUGAUCCACAACAUCACCAGGUCACAUGAAGGAAAUUACACCUGUAGAGCAACUAACGCUCUUACAAUAAUAGAAGCCAAAGUCAAAAUCAACUCUCCGGUGUUCCCCAAAUCCUGUUCCGUGAUAAGAAAAUACGCCAGUAGUAUUAGCAGAAAUUACGUCAUUGAUCCAGAUGGCGAGGGAGGCCUGGCACCAUUUACGGUUUACUGUGACAUGAGUGACAAGAAUGGAGUUGGCGUGACGGUCAUCAGUCACAACAGUGAAAGCAGGACGUACGUGCGUGGUCAUGCUGGUCGAGGUAGUUACUCGCGAUUCAUAAGUUACACAGGAGCAAGUUUCCCUCAGCUGGCGAGUCUCACCAAAGUUUCUUCAAAAUGCGAACAAUUCAUCAGUUAUGAGUGUUACAGUUCCAAGAUGAUGGGACUCGGAUAUGCCUGGUGGGUGUCUCGUGAUUAUACAAAGAUGAAUUACUGGGGCGGAGCACCUCCUGGUAGCGGCAAGUGCGCAUGCGGGAUGACUAAUUCUUGUGCAAACUCCUGGCGUGUAUGUAAUUGUGAUGCCGAUGACAGUGCAUGGCGGGAGGACAGCGGUCUCCUCACUGACAAAAAUACUCUCCCGGUCAGACAGCUGAGGUUUGGGGAUACCGAUACAGACAGUCACAGAUAUAGCCAUUAUAACCGAGGGGGUAAAGGCUAUCAUACCCUUGGAAAAUUUAAGUGUUAUGGAUCGUCUUGAACCCAUUGCCGACAGCACAGUUCUGAGAGCUCCACUUAGUUCGAGCUUGUGAAAAUUGUUGUAACAAAAAAAUAGUAGGGUUAAUGAAACCCGUUUGAACCAGGCUCUAGGUUCACUCUCCCUUGAAGAAGAUAUAUUACAAACUGAAUACGUAGUUGAUUUUUCGGACAUCAAAAAAAAUUAUGUCAUAGAUUGUUAGGAAAGAAAACUUGUCUAAUUUCAAAAUAUAGCUUUCCUAUGGAAACAUGGAUAGAAGAUGUCCGUGAGUAGGAAAAACAGAACUAAAAAAUCUCAUAGAAACUCGAAACACGCAAAUUUUUAUAAAUUUUGCGCGUGAAUGUAGUUUUAGUCAGGGCCUCAUGGUUAAUAUCGACUUGGCAAAAGUUUCAGCUACUUUUUAUUUCACAUCUAAUACAUUACAUCUUUCU
Molecule: messenger RNA, 2639 nt
Organism: Stylophora pistillata
Lineage: Eukaryota; Metazoa; Cnidaria; Anthozoa; Scleractinia; Pocilloporidae
Source: RefSeq, a predicted model, not a curated record